Messenger RNA from Lizanozyma spartinae, 663 nucleotides. RefSeq names its product v-SNARE protein (gene VTI1). Gene Ontology annotation, cellular component: endoplasmic reticulum membrane; late endosome membrane; ER to Golgi transport vesicle membrane. The transcript has a single exon. Gene Ontology annotation, molecular function: SNARE binding; SNAP receptor activity. Gene Ontology annotation, biological process: vesicle fusion with Golgi apparatus; Golgi to vacuole transport; intra-Golgi vesicle-mediated transport. Lineage: Eukaryota; Fungi; Ascomycota; Pichiomycetes; Serinales; Debaryomycetaceae. The record is from RefSeq and is a predicted model, not a curated record. The coding region runs from base 1 to 663 and encodes 220 amino acids.
AUGCUAGAACCAUUUGGCUCGUAUGAGUCGGAUAUUAAAUUAGCCAUCCAAGAAUCCAAGACCAAUUUGUCAAGGGCUGCAACAGCAGACGAUGUUACACGGAAACAACUUCUUAACUCAAUUGAAGCCAACAUUGAAGAAUCACUUGAAAUAUAUGAUCAAAUGAUCAUAGAAGUGCAGAAUAUGCCCAGUAGUCAACGAGCUGCAUACAACACCAAGGUACGACAAUAUAGAAAUGAAAUAGAUAUCCAGAAGCAAAACUUGAAUAAGUUGGCUGAGUCACAAGAUAAAAGAGCCUUAUUUGGUAAUCGUUAUCAGGAUGAAGAAGCAGAGAUAGGUUUUGAAGGAGACAAUCAACGGAAGCAAUUGUUGAGUAACCAUGGAUCAUUAGAAAGAUCGUCAGAAAGAUUGCGAGAUUCUCAGAGAAUUGCUUUGGAAACAGAGUCUAUUGGUGGUAAUAUAUUGAAUGAUUUAAGAAGUCAAAGAGAACAGAUUAUAGGGGCAAGAGAUACUUUAAUGGUUGCUGAUGGAUAUGUUGAUCGUUCAAUUAAAACACUCAAAUCAAUGAGUAGAAGAAUAACUGCCAACAAACUUAUCAGCUAUGCAAUCAUUGGGAUAUUGAUUUUAUUGAUUCUUUUGGUGUUGGCAAGUAAAUUUUGGUAG